This is a messenger RNA of Sclerotinia sclerotiorum 1980 UF-70, 699 nucleotides long. RefSeq lists its product as hypothetical. Gene Ontology annotation, molecular function: ubiquitin protein ligase activity; ubiquitin conjugating enzyme binding; cyclin binding. The transcript has a single exon. Lineage: Eukaryota; Fungi; Ascomycota; Leotiomycetes; Helotiales; Sclerotiniaceae. Gene Ontology annotation, biological process: proteasome-mediated ubiquitin-dependent protein catabolic process; protein polyubiquitination; protein autoubiquitination. Gene Ontology annotation, cellular component: cytosol; nucleus; ubiquitin ligase complex. The record is from RefSeq and is a predicted model, not a curated record. Bases 1 to 699 code for a protein of 232 amino acids.
AUGCCUCCUAUUAAGCCAUUGAUAUAUGCAGAGCUUCUGUCAAACAUUCGUCAGAUAUCUAUCCUUGCAUUCUUAGAUACACCAUCAGAUUCUUCUACAAGAGCUGAAUUAUUGGCCGAUGGAACAAUAUUGAGACUGAAUCAUGCCGAAGAGAAUAUUCAAUUAACUCUUCCAGGCCAAGUGAUAUCAAAUUCAAAAUUACGGGAGUUUCCUGUUGAUAGCUUUGAGCUAUCAUGGCGUCUUCCUUUGGCAGAAGACUUUCAACGAGCUGAUGCAGAUAUUUCACAAACUAUCGAGGCACCAUGGUCUGCAAAAGAUAUGGCUAGUGGUGAGCAAGUUCUCGAAUGCCGUAAGUGCUCUGCAACUAUUGUGGAAGCAGGUCGCAUAAAAGAAUGGAAAGAUCUUCCAAGUGAGGGUUGGGCAGAAAUGAUGGAUUUCUGGCACUGCCACAAGCCCUCGGAUCAUGCUGACCAUAAUCAUGGAGAGGAGAAUUUGGCUUCUACAAAAGGUUAUGGGGCGAAUACAAAGUUCACUGCACAAGUUGGAAUUGGAUUUGUGGACCAUUCAACUUUUCUUUUGGCGGAAAAUGAUUGUAAUAUUCCUGUUGGAGGUAACGAGGUAAGUUAUGAUUCCUGCCUUCUUUCACUUGCGACUCCGAUUCUUAUGGGUACCAAGAAGGAGGCCAGACCUUCUAUAUAG